Exaiptasia diaphana is the source of this 1720-nucleotide messenger RNA. RefSeq names its product inactive peptidyl-prolyl cis-trans isomerase FKBP6. Gene Ontology annotation, molecular function: protein binding; peptidyl-prolyl cis-trans isomerase activity. The transcript has 2 exons. The record is from RefSeq and is a predicted model, not a curated record. Bases 38 to 1477 code for a protein of 479 amino acids. Lineage: Eukaryota; Metazoa; Cnidaria; Anthozoa; Actiniaria; Aiptasiidae.
AGUUUGUCGAUAGUUCUUAUAAGAUUUUCCUAUCAUAAUGGCUGAUGUAGAUGAUUUAGACAUUAAUGAAAAGCUUAUUCUGUCAGAUAAGUCUUCUUAUAUGCCUCAGAGGUAUGCUUCGAGCUUGAAGGAGAGUGUAAACCUCACAGACUUGGCAACUGGCGAAGGAGUGGAGUUUGAAGUUGAUGAAAAUGGUCCUCCCCGCGAUAGCGACGAUGAAGAUGCCGGGAAAAAUUACUUUGAUUCAGAAGAAAUGUUCCAGAUUUUGAAUAACGAGCCGUUAGGUAAUGAUAACGACGAUGAUAACAGUGCUGCAGAUCAACCGUUUGAGCACGUUGCUAAGGACAUGGAGGACAUUACUCAAAUCCAAGAUAAAGGUGUUCUAAAAAAGAUUCUUCGUCCUGGUGUGGGUCCAGUAGUGCCUAGAACAGCCACGUUAAGGUUUCAUUACAAUGCUUAUCGUGAGUUUGGUGAUGAGCCGUAUGAUUCAUCAAGGUUUAGAGGUAAACCAGAGUCUGCAAGGCUUGGUGGAGGGGCAUUUCCUGGCCUAGACAUUGCUCUCUCGACCAUGAGGAAGGGAGAGCUGGCCAAAUUCCUCUUCAAGAAAGAAUAUGUCUUCAAAGAUCUUGGGUGCGAACCUAGAGUUCCUGGUGGCACUGUAUUAUGGGAAAUAGAGCUGCUUGGGUUUGUUGAUCAUGGCGUGCUUGAAGACAUCAAUGAAAUGCCAAGAGGAGACAAAAGAAAAGCAUCUUUUCAGCACCUUCUUACAAUAGCCAGCGGYCAUAAGGAGGUUGGAAAUGAUCUUUAUAAAAGAAAGCAGGUUUCUCAAGCAAUAAGUAAAUACAUGAAAGCAAUAAAGCURUUAGAGGARUGUUCAUUACAGGAUGAGAAGGAAGAGAAAGAGAUGAAUGCAAUACUGCUGAAAUUGUACAGUAACAUGACGCAGUGUGCAUUAGAGCUAGGCCAGUCAGCCAGAGCUAUCAAGUAYGCCAGAAAGGUGUUGUAUGUUGAUCCUAAGAAUGUAAAAGCUUUGUUUAGAAUGGGCAAAGCAUAUAUGAAAGAAAGUGAGUUUGAUCGWGCAAGAGAGUUUUUUGUCAAAGCYUUGCGUCGAGAACCAAACAACCCAGACAUCAAGAAAGGAAUGAUAGAACUAAACAGAAAUGUGGAGAGCUUUAAACAACUGGAGAAAGAAAACUGCCAAGCGAUGAUGCGCAAAUACUUAAGUAYRYCUGACAAAGUAGAUGACAAAMACACUGAAGCUUCUAACACUGAURCCAUCAUAUCCAAAGAUAUCCAGGAAUUGACAAYRCAGUUAAAUGAGUUUGUUAAUAAUCCAGUCAUGAAGGAAAUGGUAUUACCAUCUUCACUGACAGAAGCUGAGAUGAAAUUUGUGGAAASCAGUGCUGUAAAUAUGGGCCUUAAAACAGAAAUCAAGAAGUUGGGGGGCAACAARAAGCAGUUAAUAGUUAGAAAGUGAUCAGGUAGAUCAAGCAAGACUCAAAGAUCCACAAAAACAUCCACAUUGUACGUACAAGAACUUCAUCCCUUUUCAUGUUUGUAAGUUAUUUCAGUUAUAUUGAUGUUUUCAUAGCAAAACAAUUUAAAGCAAUUUAUGCAAAAAAUAUAAUAUAUUGAUUAUUGAUAAUUGAAGCUUUUUGUGUAUUAUAAUACCAUUUGUACAUGAUUACAUGUGAUUAAAAUGUUCAUAGUCUAACAAAGA